AUGGCUUCCUCCUAUUCAUAUCCUGAAUUAUUUUUGGCGGGUUUUAUAUUUACCUUGCCAUUUUUAUAUGAAAAAAGCAAUGUUUUUCGAUAUUACUUAAAGUUUUUUGUUUAUUAUAGUUACGUAUUAAUAACGUGUACAGUUUUAUUACCUGUAGUAUUUUUUCAUCCGCGCGAUGUUACGAAUCUCAUCGUGGCUUCCCGAUUUUGCCGUUUCGCUUCGCAUAUUAUUGGCAUUGAAUGGGAAUUACGCGGUUUGGAGCAUUGGGAUAACGAACAAUGUUGCAUUGUGAUUUCCAACCAUCAGAGCUCUUUAGAUAUUUUAGGAAUGUUUGAAAUGUGGCCGCGUAUGAAGAGAUGUACAGUGGUGGCGAAGAGACCACUUAUGUUCGCUGGUGCCUUUGGGUUUGGAGCUUGGCUUUCUGGUCUCGUAUUUAUUGAUCGUCUUAAAACUGAUAAAGCUCGUCAACUUAUGAGAGAAGCUACAGAGAGAGUAAUACGAGAAAAGACUAAAUUGUGGAUUUUCCCUGAAGGUGCAAGAUUUAACAAUGGGAAUAUACAACCAUUUAAGAAAGGGGCAUUUUAUCUAGCAAUUGAUGCACAGAUCCCUAUAAUGCCUGUUGUUUUUAGCCAAUACUACUUUCUUGAUAAUGAAACUAAAACAUUUGAACCAGGGAAAGUAGUGAUAACAACAUUGCAACCUAUUUCCACAAAAGGGAUGACUCAUAAUGAUAUAGAAGCAUUGUCUGAAAUGGCACGAGAACAAAUGAUUCAAGUCUUCAAUGAAAGUUCCAAGGACUUAGUAAAACAUAAAAAGAUUGCAAUUUAA
Molecule: messenger RNA, 828 nt
Organism: Parnassius mnemosyne (clouded apollo)
Lineage: Eukaryota; Metazoa; Arthropoda; Insecta; Lepidoptera; Papilionidae
Source: the annotation of a GenBank genome assembly